Molecule: messenger RNA, 1239 nt
Organism: Colletotrichum paranaense
Lineage: Eukaryota; Fungi; Ascomycota; Sordariomycetes; Glomerellales; Glomerellaceae
Product: SPFH domain/Band 7 family protein
Exons: 3
Coding region: 1-1239 (412 amino acids)
Cellular component (GO): plasma membrane
Source: RefSeq, a predicted model, not a curated record
AUGGUUCAUCACUCAGAAUCUACCUCCGAAGCUUCUGAUCAUCUAGAUACCCGCACUCGACAAGCUUCUUCUUCCAACACAUCUGCACGACACCUUCUCCAAGCCAACUCGUCUCGAUCGCAUUCGCCUACGAUGAGCGCCCCGCAACACGAGAGCACUUCCACGGGCAAGGCCCGCGCACCCGAUUAUGAGGAGCGCAGCGAAACCACGGCCAACGGUGGCGGCCUCGGUCUUGGACAGGGCGGCUUCAAGCCUCACAAUGAGAUGACGGUCCAGCCUCCCACCAAGGAGGAUCUCCAGCGCAGCUACGCCAGAGUUGUCGCCGAAGAUGCUAACCCCAAGGGUUGGUACGGAACCAUGAUCAACACCUUCGGUGCCUGCAUUGGUACUCUUGGUGCCAUCCCCUGCUGCAUCGUCUGCCCGAACCCUUACAAGAACGUGAACCAGGGUAAUGUCGGUCUCGUCACCAAGUUUGGCAAAUUCUACAAGGCCGUCGACCCUGGUCUUGUCAAGGUCAACCCUCUCAGCGAGAAGCUCAUUCAGGUCGACGUCAAGAUUCAAAUGGCAGAGGUUCCCCAGCAGACUUGCAUGACCAAGGACAACGUCACCCUGCAUCUCACCUCUGUCAUCUACUACCACAUUGUCGCACCUCACAGAGCCGCCUUCGGUAUCUCCAACGUGCGCCAGGCUCUGAUGGAGCGAACCCAGACCACUCUCCGCCACGUCGUCGGUGCCCGCAUUCUCCAGGAUGUUAUUGAGCGUCGUGAGGAGAUUGCCCAGUCCAUUGGCGAGAUCAUCGAGGAUGUCGCUGCCGGAUGGGGUGUUCAGGUCGAGAGCAUGCUCAUCAAGGACAUCAUCUUCAGCCAAGAGUUGCAGGAGUCGCUGUCCAUGGCCGCCCAGAGCAAGCGUAUUGGUGAGAGCAAGAUCAUCGCAGCCAAGGCUGAGGUCGAAUCUGCCAAGCUCAUGCGCCAGGCUGCCGACAUUCUGUCGUCUGCUCCUGCCAUGCAGAUCCGCUACCUCGAAGCCAUGCAGGCGAUGGCCAAGUCUUCCAACAGCAAGGUCAUCUUCCUGCCUGGUCCUGGCCAGACCAUGCCCAACAUUCAGCAGUCGCUCAGCGGCAACAACCAAGCGGGCGAGUCGAGCGGUGCCAACCACGGCACUGGCGACUUCAACGACUUUGGAGGUCAGGAUUCCGGCUUUCAGCAAGCCAUUAACUCUCGUGUCAUCGAAAACAUUUGA